UUUAGGGAGGAGCCGUUAUUAUGUCUUCCUCAUAAAUCAGCGUCCCGACAUCUGCAACGCGCUGCAACGUUUCUCUCCCAUCUCGUCCAUCUACAAACAGUCGAAUGGAGCAUUCAGUCAGCCCGGACGGUCGCACCCGCCGUCACAGUGGCACCGCUCGCGAAUCACAUCGCAGCGGACAGGCAGAUAUCGCUCCCGCCAUCCGUCGCGCGCGCAAUCGCUCGACUGACUCACAGGAUUCGUCCGGCUCGCGCAUGUCCCGUCUGUCUCGCCGUGUGUCACGCGUUCUCUCACUCCGCCGAGCGCCCGAAGUCAUUCCGGUGAGAGACCUCAUCCUCAUGAAUGAAAUCAACGAGGACAACGUGGUGGCUGUUUUGAAGAGACGGUACGAAGACGAGGAGAUUUACACGUACGUCGGAAGUGUCGUGGUGUCUGUGAAUCCGUAUCGCAAUUUGGCGAUUUAUGAUGAACACCAAGUCGCGCGCUACCGAGGUGGCAACUACUGGGAUCCGAGCCUCUCCCCUCACGUGUUUGCUCUUACUGAUAGUGCGUACUCUGAUCUUCGUUUCAAGGGACGUAAUCAGUGUGUUAUCAUCUCUGGUGAAAGUGGAUCUGGUAAGACCGAAGCAUCGAAGGUGAUCAUGCGAUACGUAGCCGCCGUUAGCCCCAGUGGAGCUCAAGUCGACGAAGUAAAGACAAAGUUACUGAAAACGAAUCCCGUACUAGAAGCAUUUGGGAAUGCCAAGACGGUGAGGAACGACAAUUCGAGUCGGUUUGGCAAAUACAUGGAUAUUCAGUUUGAUUACCAUGGCAACCCAGUGGGUGGAAAUAUCACUACUUAUUUACUAGAAAAGGCUCGACUUGUACGACAAAAUCCAGACGAACGUUGCUUCCACAUUUUCUACCAGAUGUUGGCUGGUGGUCAAUUGAAUUCACUUCAGAUGGACAGUGAUCCAAAUCAUUAUCGGUAUCUGAAUCAGGGGAAAUGUGUGAAGGUGAAGGGAAUCAAUGAUCAGGAAGAUUUUCGAGAAGUCCAGCGAUCUCUAAAGUUUCUCGGAUUCAGCAAGGAAGAUGAAAGCAUCAUUUUCCGAGUUCUCGGCGCAGUUCUGCUACUUGGUCAACUGGAUUUCAUAGCCAAUGGAGAAGGAUCCACAGUAUCCAACAGAGAUUGCUUAGAGAAGAUUGGGCGUCUACUAAAAGGAGAUCCACAAAAACUCGAGGCUGGAUUGAGUCAUAACACGGUUGUUGUUGAGGGAAAGCUCGUCUCUUCGUUGCUGAAUCGAGAGAAGGCUUCCUAUGCUUGUGAGACUCUGGCAAAGUCACUUUACGAGCGAUUAUUUGGAUGGUUAUGCACUCGAAUGAACGAAACUCUAUGCGUACCAUCCGAUUCGGUGAAGGCAGUCAUAGGAGUACUCGACAUCUAUGGCUUUGAAAUACUCCAUACAAACGGGUUCGAGCAGUUCUGUAUUAACUAUUGCAACGAGAAACUGCAGCAACUGUUCAUCGAGCUGACACUGAAGACCGAACAGGAGGAGUACAACGCAGAAGGUAUUACAUGGGUAGACAUCAAGUACUUCAACAACAGAGUUAUAUGCGAUCUUGUUGAUCGGAAGCCGAAUGGGAUUAUUGCAUUGCUGGAUGAGGAAUGUAUUAGACCCGGUGAUCGGUCAGACGAGAGCUGGCUGAGCAAAAUGGAUCAAGCGAUUGGUCAGCAUGGUCACUAUCGCAGCCAACGAUCGACGAAAGAUCGUAAGAUGCCGCAGAAUGUGUUUGUGAUGAAACACUAUGCUGGAGACGUUGUUUACACCAUAAGCUCCUUUGUGGACAAGAACAUGGACACACUUUUUAAGGAUCUAAGCCAAUCGAUGUUUGAGUGUGACAAUCCUCUUCUGAAGCAAUUAUUCCCUGACGGUGACACAAAGAAAUGGUUAGGUGCCACGAAACGGCCCGAAACUGCCGGCAGUUCGUUCAAGAAGUCGAUGGCAUCGAUGAUAGGAGAGCUCAACUCGAAGACUCCGAGUUACAUUCGUUGUAUCAAGCCAAACGAGAAGAAACGUCCGAACGUGUUCGACUCACAACUCGUACUGAAACAAGUUCGUUAUCUUGGGCUGGUGGAGAACGUGCGUGUUCGACGUGCUGGCUACUGUUAUCGAGCGCCACAGGACAAGUUUCUCGAUCGGUUCAAGCUGGUGUGUCCGCACACGUACCCAGUGUGGGACGGAUCGACGAGAGACGGAAUUCACGAAGUCUUUCUCUACAUCGGUAUCGUAUCGGACGAGUUCGAGUUUGGUCGGACAAAAAUCUUUAUCAAGAACCCACAAAUAGUCUUCAAACUCGAAUCAGCCCGGGACGCAAAGAUCGAGGCUGUUGUGAGAAAAUUGCAGCUUGCAUGGAGAGCAUUUGUUAUUCGACGAAGAAGAGGCGAGUACAUCGAUCAGUUGAUGGAUGCAUUCAAGUUCAUCAAGACCGACGCCAAAUUUGGAAGGGAUUUCCAAUGGCCGAGAAACGUACCACGGCAACUCAUAUCAGGAGACUUAUACCUGAAGAAAGUCCAUGCCAACUGGUGGGCGUGGAAGAAGUUGUCUCUCAUACCCGAGAAGCUGCGUGAUGUGCUUCGUAUCCGAGUCUACGCUUGGCGAUGUUUGCGUGGAGAUUUUCAAGAUCGGCAGGUGCAGCAAGACGAGCUGAGCAAACCUCUCGACAUCAACCAGCCUCUCGGUCCGUACCAUGCUGUUGACCUGCCCGGUUACGAGGCCAAGACUCAAGCGUUGUGUACACGGUAUGGUGAUACGAAUGUUUUCUUCUCAACACAGACGGGGAAACUGAAUCGCUCUGGGAAAUUGGACAGACGAGUUCUCCUCCUGACAAAUCGUCGUCUGUACAAAAUGGACACCAAAUUCAAAGUCACACCAAAACGAAGCAUCGAGUUGUCAUCCAUCCAAUCCAUUUCACUCAACAAAACCCCAGACUCAUUCGCAAUAAUUCGAGUCAAAACGACUGGCCAAGAUUCUGUGUUCGACUUAGGCUUCACAUCUAAGAACCUCAUUGGCGAGUUUGUCGCUCACCUGUUUCUUGCCUGUCAACGUGCAGGCAACAAGUUGUGUGUCAAUAUAUUCGACGGAGUUGUGGAGUAUGAUAACAGCCAGAAGGCAGCCGGUGGAGCAAAAGCUCUCACGUUUCGUGCCGACUCCACUGCUCGAGAUCCUGGAGAUCCCGUAUGUCGGUACGAACGUCAAACUGUGCUCUAUAGUUUACCAAAGUCGUGAUGUGGUAGAGUGUCUAAGAAUGAGAAUGUAUUGUUAACUUAAAUAUUUAGUAUGUUGUUGGUCUAUGCCGGCCAUUAGUAACAGGGUUUUCUAUGACGUCGUGAGUUUUUAUUGACAAGAGUUCAUGAGUAAUUGUCACACGCGUACAGUAUGAUAUGAAUUUAUUGAUUUAUGUGCCCGUAUGGGAAGAAUGAAAGAAUAUUUCGCAACUGAA
Corticium candelabrum is the source of this 3480-nucleotide messenger RNA. Its product is annotated as unconventional myosin-Ia-like. The coding region runs from base 105 to 3266 and encodes 1053 amino acids. Gene Ontology annotation, cellular component: microvillus; actin cytoskeleton; vesicle. The record is from RefSeq and is a predicted model, not a curated record. The transcript is spliced from 25 exons. NCBI's taxonomy places the organism in Eukaryota, Metazoa, Porifera, Homoscleromorpha, Homosclerophorida, Plakinidae. Gene Ontology annotation, molecular function: microfilament motor activity; actin filament binding; ATP binding. Gene Ontology annotation, biological process: actin filament organization; vesicle transport along actin filament.